Molecule: messenger RNA, 999 nt
Organism: Mycena indigotica
Lineage: Eukaryota; Fungi; Basidiomycota; Agaricomycetes; Agaricales; Mycenaceae
Product: ABC bile acid
Exons: 3
Coding region: 1-999 (332 amino acids)
Molecular function (GO): oxidoreductase activity
Source: RefSeq, a predicted model, not a curated record
AUGUCGAAGACGAUAUUGAUUACUGGCGCUGGUGGCUACCUGGGCAGUCUGCUUGCAAAUGCACUGGCUACCAGCGUAUCCGAGGUUCGCCUGAUCUUGGCCGACGUCACCCCGCCCGCUGCACCCAGCAAUGCGCAAGCCAUUGCGAUAAAGACGGACCUCACCAUACCUAAAGAGGCCCACACCUUAUUCCAGACCGAGUUCGGCGUGCCCGACACUAUAUAUUGUCUCCAUGGAAUCAUGUCGCGAGGCUCGGAGGACAACUUCGACUUUGGCUUAAAGGUCAAUGUGGACUCUGUUCGUUUUUUGCUCCAAGCCGCGCGGGAGCAUGGCUCUCGGGCUACGGCGCCGAUAAAGUUCAUUUUUGCGUCGUCCCUCGCGGUCUACGGUGGCUCACUGCCCGAAAUAAUAACACCUUCGACAAUAGCAACACCCCAAGGGGCAUACGGCAUGAGCAAGCUCGCGUCUGAAUUGUUCAUAAACGAAUUCUCACGACGCGGUUUUAUCGACGGUCGCAUUCUUCGACUUCCCACAAUCGUAGUGCGUGCUGGGGCCCCAGCGGCUGCCACGUCCGCGUUUAUGUCAAGCAUCAUCCGUGAACCUCUGAGAGGCUUGGAGAGUGUGUGCCCUAUCGGCAAUAGUCUGGACUCCCCCGAACUAGAUCUUUCCGUCUGGGUUGCCAGCCCUGAGACGACCAUAAAAAACCUAAUCAUCGCUAAAGACAUUCCCGCUGACAGAUUUGCCUCGCACAGUCGUGUCGUCUAUCUUCCUGGCUUCACUGCAACUAUACGCGAAGAACUCGAGGCCCUGGAGACAGUUGGUGGGAAGGAGGCCUUGGAUCUGGUCAAGUUCAAGGACGAUCCUGUUGAUCGACGCCUUGUCUUGUCGUGGCCAGCCCAUUUCGACCUCUCGUAUCCGCUCAGUCUCGGUUUUAUUCAGGAUGUAGGGGGUAUGCUCCCAAUCGUACAAAAGUUGAAGAAGGACAUGGAGCACAGCUAG